This is a messenger RNA of Malurus melanocephalus (red-backed fairy wren), 698 nucleotides long. It is a transcript of the gene CUNH2orf68, whose product is annotated as chromosome unknown C2orf68 homolog. The transcript has 3 exons. NCBI's taxonomy places the organism in Eukaryota, Metazoa, Chordata, Aves, Passeriformes, Maluridae. The coding region runs from base 115 to 573 and encodes 152 amino acids. The record is from RefSeq and is a predicted model, not a curated record.
AAGCGGCGCUGCCGCGCCUGCGCACUGCGGCGCCCCCUGCCGGCUUCCGGGCCGGGCCGGCGGGGCUCUUAAAGGCGCCGCGUCCCGGUACCGAUCCCCGCCCCCGGUACCGGGAUGGAGCCGGCGGCGACGACGGCGGCCCCGAGCUGGCGCUGCCGGCCGGGGGGACGGCUGGACAUGAGCCACGGCUUCGUGAGGCACAUCCGCCGCAACCAGCUGGCCAGGGACGCGUAUGACCGCGCGGUACGGCAGGCGCGGGGCCGAGCGCGGACGCGGCUGACCCCGGCCCCGGCGCGGCCCCGGCGGCCCGACCAGCAGGUGUACCGGCCCCACCGGAGCAGCGGUGAGCGGCAGCGGGAGACCGGGGCAUUCCGCGGGUGGGAGCGCAGGGGCGAGUUGGGGGGAUGCGGGGGGGACCUGAAGGCCCAGCGGGUGCCGUGGGUGCCGCAGGGGGACAGCGCCGAGGAGGUGACACGCCGGGUGUGUGCACGGAGCCCUCUGGAGCCCCCCCUGCGCAGGGCCCUGUGCCAGCGCGUGCAGGACGAGCUCAGCAAGCGCCGGGGCACCGGGUGACUCUGCCACAUCCCCCCGGACACUGCCAUUCCCACGGGACCGAUGCCACCCCGGGGACUGGUGCUACCCCUCCCCCGGUGUCAAUAAAGGUGCUGCGAGGCUCCGGUGUCUGUCGCUGCUUGGGG